Acaulospora colombiana is the source of this 768-nucleotide messenger RNA. NCBI's taxonomy places the organism in Eukaryota, Fungi, Glomeromycota, Glomeromycetes, Diversisporales, Acaulosporaceae. The record is from the annotation of a GenBank genome assembly.
AUGUCCGACGCAGAAAACGAUCGAAAUUUGGAAGAAAAAACUGAGGAAGUAGAAGAAUUUUUGUUUGAUCCUGCUUUUAAGAAGAAAAAAAAGAAGAAACCGAAAGUUGCUUUCGAAAAUGAAGUUGAACAAGAGGAGGAGGCCCCAGUUGAUGAAAACGAAAAUGAAGAAAAGGCUGAAGAUGAUAUGUCAAUAUUCGAAUUUGAAGAAGAGGCACCUGCCGAACCUGCUGAUUUCGCCGAUUUACCAAAAACCAAGAAAAAGAAAAAGAAAACCAUGACCGAAUUUAUAGAGCAACUAAAUGAUGAAGUGGAAAAAGAGGUUCGAGCAGAAGAUGACUUCUUUGUUCCAGAAAAUGAGCAGGCUGACAAAGAAACAAAGUUUGAGGAAGCCUGGCUUAAUUCUGACAGAGAUUACACAUAUCAAGAACUUUUGGGUAGGGUUUUCCACAUCCUUCGGCAAAAUAACCCGGAACUAGCCGGGGAAAAGAAGCGGUAUACAAUCGCACCACCAUCAGUUCAUCGGGAAGGAAACAAAAAAACAAUUUUUGCCAAUAUUGCUGACAUUUGCAAGAAAAUGCACAGGCAACCUGAACAUGUUAUUCAAUUUCUAUUUGCUGAAUUGGGUACGAGUGGUUCAAUUGAUGGAUCACAGCGACUUAUUAUUAAGGGACGUUUUCAGCAAAAGCAACUCGAAAAUAAAAUCGUAUUUUCUUCCAACAAUGCGAAAGUUGCGGAUCUAUGCGAUCAGUCUCCACGAUUAAAACAG